AUGUCACAUGCAUCACCUUUGGUUGUUCGUAUAUUACAUUCGUUAUUAGUAUUCGCAUUAUUAGUAAUAUUUGGUUAUCAGUUAUAUUCGGUAUAUAAAACUGUAAAUGUACCAACAGAAGCAUUUAGCAUUAAUUCCGAAAAAGCAUUAGUUCCACCGGCAUUAACUUUUUGCUUAACAAGAGAAACAAGUUAUUUAUUUUCUAUAGAAAUAUACAAUCAAACAGUUGACAGAGGUACCUAUCUGAAACAAUAUCCAAUAGAUUCUUAUGAAUUAAGUUCAAUUAAAGGACUAGUGGCACGUUGUUGGAUAUUAAGUCCCCCUGUCGGUGUUGAUCGAGCUUUAAUUAAAAAUCCUCCUCCAGUUCCCAAUGUGCCUGAUAUGGUGUUUACUACUACAAGAGCCGAUGAUGGACUUGGAGUCUCGCCAUUAUUAAUUAAUAUAUUUGAUCCUUUACAAAGAGAUACUCUUUUUGAUUUCAAUAGAUUUGUAUCAGUAAACCCUGAUGCUAAUAGAGCUAUACAAUUUACCAGAACUAAACAUAUUGAUCUUAAAGGAAAAGUAGUAAAUGAUGUUAAAUAUAAUAUUAUUGAAGAAUUUAGAGAUUCUUCUCAAACUGUUCCUGGUGUUAGCUUUACUAAUAAAUUCACUUUUCGAGCCGCUUCAUUUGAUGUACCAGUAACAACAGAAGUGAUUACGAUAACAAUACCAGUGGCAAUAUAUAGCACCUUAACGUUUCUUGGGGUAUUAAUUACUAGUGUAUAUCUACCAUUAGUUGGUCAAGGUAAAUAUAGACCAUGGGGUUAUAUAAAUAGAUUGACUGGUUAUUAUCCAGUAGAACAUAUAAGCCGGUCUGGAAAUUCUCCCCAGAUUAUUGAAGCAGGAUUGUUAAAGAAGGGUGAUGAUAGUCCUACAAUUCCUACAAUUGAGGAAAAAUUGGGAAUUUAUUUGGAAAAAAUUGGAAAGGCUAAAUAUUCAAAUUAA
This is a messenger RNA of Rhizophagus irregularis DAOM 181602=DAOM 197198, 984 nucleotides long. RefSeq lists its product as uncharacterized. Lineage: Eukaryota; Fungi; Glomeromycota; Glomeromycetes; Glomerales; Glomeraceae. The record is from RefSeq and is a predicted model, not a curated record.